Dioszegia hungarica is the source of this 1116-nucleotide messenger RNA. RefSeq names its product putative cytochrome-b5 reductase. The record is from RefSeq and is a predicted model, not a curated record. Lineage: Eukaryota; Fungi; Basidiomycota; Tremellomycetes; Tremellales; Bulleribasidiaceae. Bases 1 to 1116 code for a protein of 371 amino acids. Gene Ontology annotation, molecular function: cytochrome-b5 reductase activity, acting on NAD(P)H. Gene Ontology annotation, biological process: ergosterol biosynthetic process. The transcript is spliced from 7 exons.
AUGCUGUCAAGAGCUUCUCCUCUCGCCCGGUCGGCCUUCCGAUCGGCCCAGCCCGUCGCACGUCGUGGCUACGCUGGCGCUCCCAACGCUGCUGCCUCAAAUACUCCCCUCUUCCUUGGUCUCGCUGGUCUCGCCGGGCUUGGAGGCUACGUCUACCUUCAGCGCAACCCCUCCAUCGGCGCCAAGGCCAAGUCGGAGCUGCACGAUGCCAAAGACCAGGCAAAGAGCAAGUUUGAGGAUGUCAAGGGGGACGCAAAGGCCAAGUUGGACCAGGUCAAGGGGGAGGCCAAAGCAGCGACGGCCACGGCGUCUACUGCUGCUGCUGGGGCGUUGGUAAAGGACGCAUGGGUGCCAUUCAAGCUUGAGUCGGUCGAGAACUACAACCACAACACCAAAAUCUACCACUUUACUUUCGGAGAGGGGAACGAGAACAAGUCUCGAGGCGGAGAGAUUCCCAAUGCGCUAUUGGUGCGCUCGCCGGAGGGAGAUGGAGAGGUCAAGGAUGCCAAGGGAAAGCCUGUCAUCCGCCCCUACACUCCCAUCUCUGGUAACGACCAGAAGGGUGGUCUCAGCCUCAUGAUCAAGGAGUACAAGGAUGGCCUCCUCACCCCAUACAUCAGCGCUAUGAAGCCCGGAUCCGAACUUCUCUUCAAGGGUCCUAUCCCAAAGUUCAAGUAUGAGCCCAACCAGAUCGACCGAGGACUUUGCGUUUCGGGUGGCUCUGGUGUCACACCGAUGUACCAGCUCAUCACCCACUCGCUGAGCUUGCCGGAGGACAAGACCAAGUGGACCUUGGUCUUCUCGAACGUGACCGAGGCCGACAUUCUCCUACGUAAAGAGUUUGACGCACUGGCCAAGAAGAACCCGGACCGCUUUGAAGUGAAAUAUGUGCUCGACAAGCCGCCCAAGGGAUGGAAGGGCGAGACCGGCUUCGUCACUCCCGAAAUGAUCUCCAAGGUCUUCCCGAAGGGCGACGAUCGGGUCAAGGCGUUCGUCUGUGGUCCUCCCCCACAGGUCAAGUCGCUCGCUGGACCAAAAGACGGGCCGAGGCAGGGUGAAUUGUUGGGCGCGUUCAAGGAUCUGGGGUACAUGGCGGACGAAGUCUUCAAAUUCUAG